AUGGCUCAUGGCUUACUCUCUUCUUUCCAGCACGAAAACUUCUACGCUUCGAGCAUUACAACGCCAUCCCUAGCAAAAUCACAACUGGAGUCUCUCGUCAGCGCCAUUGAAAAGACUGGUUUCGCCACAACUCGCUCCUGGUUCCUGCACAUGAACUUCCACGGAGGCGACUACUCCGCUAUCACGCGCCCAAAGCCCACAGACACGGCGUACGUGCACCGAGACAAGAUGCUCCUGUUCCAGCUCAAGGAUAGCGUCCCGCAAAGUCAGCAAUACCCCAGCGAGGGGCUUGCGUUUCUUCGAGGGCUCAGGGAGAGCAUAAGCAAGGGGCUUGCGAGCAGCGAGUGGGGGAUGUACGCGAACUAUCCAGACUCGGAAAUCGGCAGUGACGCACCGAGACUCUACUGGGGAAACAAUCUUCGGAGGCUGGAAUGGGUGAAGGCUAACUAUGACCCCAACAACGUCUUCAGAGAUGCUCAGUCUAUAAAACCUGCAGUAUAG
Molecule: messenger RNA, 501 nt
Organism: Colletotrichum higginsianum IMI 349063
Lineage: Eukaryota; Fungi; Ascomycota; Sordariomycetes; Glomerellales; Glomerellaceae
Product: Chitooligosaccharide oxidase
Exons: 1
Coding region: 1-501 (166 amino acids)
Molecular function (GO): oxidoreductase activity; flavin adenine dinucleotide binding
Source: RefSeq, a predicted model, not a curated record